AUGAAAGGAACAAGAAAUCCAUCAAGAGAUAUACCAUUAGGGUUGCUUGGUCAAUCAAUGAUCACGAUUAUAUACUGCUUCAUGGCACUUGCACAGAGCAUGAAGCUAAAGUACACAGAAAUAGACCCCAACAUAGCAUAUUCUGCGUUGAAAUUCAGUGUGUGGGGUGAAGUGGGCAAAGUACCUGGCUGUUCUCGAUGCUCUCAAGGGAUGAUCACUAUGGUUUUCGUAGGAGCACUGGGGCAAGCACAGUAUGCUCUCAUACUUCAUGAGCCCACAGGAUUCCACCAUGGUUUGCUCCAUCCACCUAAAGAGAGAAAUCCCUUUGAAUGCCACGCUCAAUUACCAUUUCCAAUGCUUUGUAUUGCUUUCUUUUCAAGAUUGGAUGAGUUGACAAGUUUGUUGUCUGUGAACACACUUUUUUCUUCAUGAUGAUGGCAGUUGCGAUUCUUGGGAGGAGACACUGUAGACAAGGAAUUGCUCCUUGAACGGCGGUCAUCUUUUUGUUGAUCAUUACUGCUUCCUCCACGGGGACUUUGGCUUACUGGGG
Messenger RNA from Ilex paraguariensis (yerba mate), 550 nucleotides. Lineage: Eukaryota; Viridiplantae; Streptophyta; Magnoliopsida; Aquifoliales; Aquifoliaceae. The record is from the annotation of a GenBank genome assembly.